GGGCGCGGGCGUCAUGGCUUUGAGCUCUAGGGCGCACGCUUUCUCGGUGGACGUUUUGGUGGGCAAUUCUCCCAAGCGUAAAAGCUUGGAUUUGGAAGAAGAGCGGUCCGCGGAGAAGGGGACUUUCAGGAAAAGCCAGGUGCCAGAAAAGAAAUCUAAAGGAGAAAUGUCUGAGGAAACGAAGGACGCAACUGGACAGAUCCAGGUGGAUCUACAAGGUUCGGAGCUGUGGAAGCGAUUUCACGAAAUCGGCACUGAGAUGAUCAUUACCAAAGCCGGCAGGAGAAUGUUUCCGUCUGUCAGAGUGAAAGUUAAAGGUCUGGAUCCAAUGAAACAGUAUUACAUUGCCAUAGAUGUGGUACCCGUGGACUCAAAAAGAUACAGGUAUGUCUAUCACAGCUCUCAGUGGAUGGUAGCUGGGAACACGGACCACUCUUGCAUCACGCCUCGGCUGUACAUCCACCCGGAUUCCCCUUGCUCUGGAGAGACUUGGAUGAGGCAGAUCAUCAGCUUUGACCGGGUGAAACUGACCAACAAUGAGAUGGACGACAAAGGGCAUAUUAUUCUACAAUCUAUGCACAAAUACAAGCCCAGAGUCCAUAUCAUCGCCCAGGAUUCCCGAUUUGAUCUUUCCCAGAUCCAGUCCCUUCCAGCAACGGGGGUUCAGAGCUUCGCCUUUAAAGAAACCGAAUUCACCACUGUCACAGCAUAUCAAAACCAGCAGAUAACAAAACUGAAGAUAGACCGGAACCCUUUUGCUAAAGGAUUCAGAGACCCUGGACGAAACAGAGGAGUACUAGAUGGACUUCUGGAAUCGUAUCCAUGGAGGCCAUCACUUACUCUGGAUUUUAAGUCUUUUGGUGCAGAAAAUCAGGGUGGAAGUCCUGGCUCUUCUCCUGUGACACCCACCGGGGGCACCCCAUCUCCCCUCAGCUCCCUCCUUUCCUCUUCCUGUUCUCCCCCGACUUUCCACCUGACAGCAACCAACCUCGGAAUGACCUGCCCGGAUUCUUACCUGCACCAUCUUGGCCUACCCAUCUGCUACAAGAUUUGCCCAACCAGCCUUUUAAGACAGCCCUCACUGAUGUUCCCGGGCCAGCACAAACUGGGAAAUGCCACUGGUCCUCCCCUUUUGCCCCAUUUCAUGGUGGAGGUGCCCACGCUGUCUUCUCUGAACAUAACAAACGUCAAAAGUGGGAAAGCGGAAGACUCAAAUCUACCCAGUCCCCAAGGGCCCAGUUCUGCGAGUCACAUGCUGUAUGGUGUACAUGCAUCAGGAAACAUUUUCCCAUCAAGUCCGGUUACCAGGGAAACGCUGAAUUGUGCUCUCCAUCCUCCCUAUGGUUUCUACGGUUAUAACUUUUCCAUGCCCUCGAGGCUGAUGAAUUCGGCAGGCCAUUUCAAAGCCAAUGAGGGCAUUCCUUCCCCUCUCCGAGAGAGCAGGUGCAACCAUACUCCCUGGGCCUCUACAAUGAACCAUUGCCUCUAG
Molecule: messenger RNA, 1489 nt
Organism: Elgaria multicarinata webbii
Lineage: Eukaryota; Metazoa; Chordata; Lepidosauria; Squamata; Anguidae
Gene: TBX22
Product: T-box transcription factor 22
Exons: 8
Coding region: 14-1489 (491 amino acids)
Biological process (GO): cell fate specification; positive regulation of DNA-templated transcription; regulation of transcription by RNA polymerase II
Cellular component (GO): nucleus
Molecular function (GO): DNA-binding transcription factor activity, RNA polymerase II-specific; RNA polymerase II cis-regulatory region sequence-specific DNA binding
Source: RefSeq, a predicted model, not a curated record